AUGCCCCCAGCACACUCCCACGUUGAGACGGAGCCCUGCACACGCUCGCACAUGCGCUCACACGCAUGUGCCCAGACACACGUGAGGCCCCGGGUCUUGGAGUCUGGGAAGUGUCCUUCCCCUUCCAGGAUUUUUGUCAACCGCAGCCUGGAGCUGGGGAAGAUUUGCUGCCUUGGCUUCGACAUGGACUGCACUCUGGCAGCCUACAAGUCCCCGGCCUAUGAGACGCUGGCCUUCGAGUUGCUGCUGGAGCACCUGGUGUGCUUCGGGUACCCACACGAGAUCCUGCACUGCACCUACGACCCUGCCUUCCCCACCAGGGGGCUGCUGUUUGACGCGCCCUGUGGAAACCUGCUGAAGGUGGACGCCCGCGGGAAUGGGCUGCUGGGCACCCACGGCUUCUCCUUCCUCCCGGAGGCCGAGAUCUGUAGUUUCUACCCCAGUAAGUUCAUUCAGAGGGAUGAGCUGCAGCGGUCCCACACCCUCAUCACGCUCUUCAACCUGCCUGAAACCUGUCUCUACGUCUGCCUGGUGGGCUUCUUCUCUGGCUGCUCCCGCUACAUCCACUGUGACACCGGUUAUCAGCAUGGAAACCUCUUCAUCUUCCAGGAUGUGACGGAUGCCAUGGAUAACAUCCACCAUUCGCUCUGCUCCCUCCCGCGGGGCUGUCUCAAGGAGAGGACCGCAGAAGACUUGGAGAAAUACGUGGAGAAGGAUAUCUCGGUGGAAGAAGCAAUUUUCCCACCAUCUCGCUCCAGCGCGGCCUGUGGGGUGAGGGCAAUGGCAGGUAGUGGCCCCUGGCCCAUCUCAGCUGGGUGCCCUGACCCCUGCCCUGUCCCCGCCAGGCCAUCCGGAGCUACCUGUUUGGCGCUGGUGAGGCUCUGGAGGUCCUACUUCGACCUGAUCGUGGUGGACACGCAGAAGCCCUGCUUCUUUGCGGAGGGAACGGUGCUGAGACAGCUCAGGACGGACAUGGGUAAGCUCCGCGUGGGCACCAGCACGGGGCCCCAUCAACACUGUGCCGUCUACUCUGGAGGGUCGUCAGACGCAGUGUGCAAGCUGCUCGGGGUGCGGGGGAAGGACAUCCUGUACGUAGUGGUGGUUCCUGAGCUGUCCCGGGAGCUGGACAUCCGGGCCUGAGAGCAGGAGCGAAUGGAGGCGCUGAAGGGGCUGGACAUGCAACUGGCGGACCUGUACCAGUGAGAGCCCUGACCUGUGACCCCUGCCCGGGGAGGGGAGCAGGAUGUAGGGUAAUGGUCCAUGUCCAGGCCUGGCAGCGGGGUCCUCGCCAGAGUGGUCGGGAAAUCAUGAUCUGUUUCAGGGUGGGCUUCCCUAGUAAACUGGACUUUGGGACCCCUCUGACCCCCUUGGGACACUCACACUAUGACCUCUAGGCCCUUCCUGCUGACCCACCAGCCUGGACUGAGGACGCUUACCAUCUCACUCACGGGCACACACCCAGACCAGUACCCCCCACUGGGCGCCCGUAGGGUGUCCCCAACUCGAUCUGGGGAGGUUGUGCCCGGAGCCUGGGGGGCCGGUUCCUCUCUUCCUGGGUCACGUGGCCAUUUUUGCACCAGGCACAUGGAUGGCAGCAGUUCCGGGCUGCCACUCAUCAGCUCCACCAAGAGGGAGAUUCGGAUGCCCCAUGAGUCAGCAGCAGAGCCAGAAUGGGCCAGUCUGGGUCCUGCCGCCCAUCUCCUCUCCUGCAGCCAGAGGAUAACGGGAAAAAUAUGGAAGAGAGAAAAAGCAACCAUAUUGAAGUCUCCUAAAUGUAACAGAUUUGGAGCCCAAGAGCACUUCUUUUAGGUCACUAUGAAAGACAGCGAGAUGCCCAGACAUCUUUGAACUUGAUGUAUACAUGCAUUAAAAACUGUAAGUCCUACUCAUGAUUUAAAAACUUGAUUCUUUUAGUCGGAGCUCCUCCGUGGUGUUAAGCCCUGGCCUUUCUUGUUCUGUCAUUAAUUUGAGUUCACUUUUCACGUUAGUGUAUCCUCUGGCAUUAAUAUUGGAGGUUUAGAAGGAAUAUAUUUACAUGUUUGAAACGACAAAACAAACUCUUGAAGAAAUUGGUCUGUGGCACAGUUCACUAGUUUUAUUUUCUGUGGAUAAACAAGGGAAACAUUUGGAAUAUCUGAGGAUAAAUAAGGGACAACAGGCUGCGUGCUCAGAGAGUUCACAGUCAUUUUUUUAAAUCUGUUUAUUUCAGAAGCUUCCAGGCCUUUCACUCUUCUUCCUGGGUUGACUUUUGGGCCUCAGAGUCCUGCAGGGGUAGGCUCUCCAGGCAAGAACCGGGUAUCCCUGGCCUUUUGUCUUUAAACACUAGAUUUUUAUUCAAGGGGUAUUUUACCGGGAAAACUGCUCAGACCCUAGGGUCCAUGCUUUUCUGGAAAGGUGCUGAAAUACAGUAGCAUUACAAAAAGUAUUUUGUAAUGCUACAAAACUGAACCCUUAGAAUUCCCUCCCAGGGUGGAGAGAAUGCAGAAGGGCCUGGGGGUAAUCGGCCUGGCAGCAGACCCCUAAGGGGUGUGAGGAAGAGAGUGAGGGAGAGGAA
Delphinapterus leucas (beluga whale) is the source of this 2554-nucleotide messenger RNA. The record is from RefSeq and is a predicted model, not a curated record. NCBI's taxonomy places the organism in Eukaryota, Metazoa, Chordata, Mammalia, Artiodactyla, Monodontidae.